GGUCGUCGAUACUCUUCACGUCUCUCUCACUUAAUCCUAUAAAAAAAAUAGGAACCCAAACCACUUUAGAUUGUGUUUGUUGUGGUAUUAUUCCAGGGGUAAGGGGUAUUCAUAUCAAUCCCGAAGGUUAUGUGUUAACACUGUUAACUUCGUAUUCAUAAAUUCAUUGUAGCAAAAGGGUUCAGCAAUGAUGGCAGACACACAUGAUACAAUUUCAAUGUACUGUGACUCGACACUAGUUAAAGUUGAGCCGGAACAACUAGAAGAGAUAAAUUCAUCACUUGAGGCAAAACAUUGUGUAGGCAAUGAAGUUUUAGUAACAAUUAAGGAAGAACGAGGUAGAACCACCGCAGUAUCGAGCGAAGAAUGUUCAGUAUAUGAAGUUCCGCAAACUAAAAAUUUUAAAUGUGACAGUUGUAAGUACGUUACAAGUAUGAAGUGUAAUUUAACACGUCAUCUGUUAAUCCAUAAGUCGGAUAAAAAGUUUAAAUGUCGCAAUUGUGAUUAUGCAACAUACAAUAAACAAUAUUUAAAACGGCAUACUUCGACUCAUGAAAUGGUUAAACAAUUUAAAUGCUGUAUUUGUGACUAUGCGGCAAAUCAUAAAAGUCUUUUAAAGCUACAUUUCUUAAAACACAAAGACACCAAAGAUUUUAAAUGUGACAAUUGUGAUUACGCCACGAACAAUAAGCAACAAUUAAAACGCCAUCUUUUAAAAUAUGACUUCGCUAAGCAAUUCGAAUGUGAUAUUUGUAAUUAUACAACUAAUGUUAAUCGAAAUUUUAAAACACAUCUCUUAUCGCAUAAAGUUAACAAAGAUUUUAAAUGCACCAAUUGCGAUUAUGCAACAAACGUUAAACACUCUUUAAAAAGCCACCUUUUAACACAUAAAAAUACGAAGGAGUUUAAAUGUGGCAUUUGUAACUAUGCAACGAACUAUAGACAAGUUUUAAAACGACAUCUUUUAACACAUAAAAUGACUAAACAAUUUAAAUGUGACAAUUGUGAAUAUUUGACAAAUAACAAACAUCUUUUAAAGCAACACUUCUUAACUCACAAAGCCACCAAAGACUUUGAAUGUGGCCAGUGUGAUUUUGCGACUAAUAAUAAAUAUAUUUUUAAAGCACACCUUUCCAUGCACACCGUGACUGAAUGUCUAAAAUGUGACGUUUGCGAUUUUUCAACUCGCAACAAAUACUACUUGAAUGAACACCUCUUAGCACACAAACUUGCCGCACAGUUUAAGUGUGCCAGCUGUGAUUAUACAACCAAAAUGAAAAGGCACUUAAUACAACAUCUGGUCGUGCAUAAAGUGAAAGAUUUAAAAUGUGCCAAUUGUGAAUAUACGACGAGUACCAUGUCUUGUUUGAAACGACACCUCUGGAAGCAUAAGGUUGUCAAAGAUUUUAAAUGUGACCAUUGUACUUAUGCCACAGUGAAUAAGUAUAGCUUGAAACGACAUCUCUCCACCCACAAUGUUUUGAAAGAUUUUGUAUGUGAUCAUUGUGAAUAUACAACAAAAAGUGCACCCUACUUUAAACGACACCUCUUGAUACACAAAUUUGCUAUAAUGGCAGACAAUGAUGACUUAGUACUUGUUAAAGUCGAACCGACACAAGAAGAAGACAUAAACACAUCUCUCCAAGAAACUAUUCUCGUAAACAACCAAAUUUUGGCGGAAGAUUCUGAAUUAAGAUAUGACGGAGAUGUCCGGCAACAGUCGACGAGUAGUAAACCUCACACUUGUGAAUUGUGUCCGUACGCAACAAGUUUGAAAUCGAGCCUUAAGGAACACUUAUUAACUCACAAAACUUUUAAAGAUAUUAAAUGUGCCGAUUGUGAUUAUGUAACACAUUCGAACGUGCUUUUAAAACAUCAUCGCACACUACAUAAUGAUGCUAGAGACUUUCAGUGUGCAAGUUGUGAUUACGCGACAAGUGUUAAAAAACGUUUAAGAGAUCACGUUGUACUGCACAAAGUUACUAAAGACUUUAAAUGUGGGUACUGCAAUUAUGCAGGACGGCGUAGAGGGUCUUUACGUAACACACCUCUUAAGACAUACGGCUGCACAUCUUAAAUGCUACCAUUCGAACGAUUACGCAACACACACUAAGGGUCUUUUAAAAAGGCACCUUUUAAGGCAUGGAGGUAAAGGUUUUAAAUGUACACACUGUACAUAUGCAUCACACGAUAGAGCCAAUUUUACAUGUCAUGUCUUAAGCCAUAGGGCUACAAAAGAUUUUAAAUGUGUACUUUGUAAUUUUGCAACGCAUGCUGAAAGUUAUUUAAAAAAACACCUCAAAAAACACAAACCUGUUCAAGAUUUUCAAUGUGUCCACUGCGAUUAUGUAACACAUACGAAACAGCUUUUCACAUUACACAUAAAACGGCAUUUACCAACUGAGGAAGCGGCAGCCGCUAAACCUUUUAAAUGCGGUUAUUGUAAUCACGCAACUUACCACAGAUCUCAAUUAAAAGAUCACCUAAGAACGCACAUGGUUGUUAAAGAAUUUAAAUGCGACAAUUGUACUUUUACAACAAAUUAUAAACGUAGACUUGAAAAACACUCCCUAAAACACAAAGGUGUUAAAGAUUUCAAAUGUACGCAUUGCGAUUAUGCAACGUAUAACCCGGUUUAUUUAAAGCAGCAUCUUUUAGUACAUAAAGUUGAUAAAGAAUUUAAAUGUGGCACUUGUAAUUACGCAACAAGUGCUAAACAUCUUUUCAAAAGGCACAUUGUGAAACAUACAACUAAAAUAGUUACUAAACAUUUUAAAUGUGCCCAUUGUGAUUAUCAAACGCAUAUUAAAUCUCGUCUGACGAGACAUUUUUUAACGCAUAAAUUUGUUAACGAUGUAAAAUGUCCCCAUUGCGAUUAUGCUACAAAAGAUGAAAUAUAUUUAAAAGUACACCUCUUACAACAUAAAGCUACGAAAGAGCUUAAAUGUAACAUGUGCGCUUAUGAAACAAAUAAUAAACAGUGUUUCAAACAACAUCUUAUAAAAAUCCAUUUUUUAUAAGCAUGUUUAAUAAUAAUAUAAAUAUUAAACAUGCUUAUAAAACAUGUUUAAUAAUAAUAAACAGUGUUUCAAACAACAUCUAAAAAUUCCAUUUAUGUAAUGUAUAGGUAUUGAUAGGUAAUACAAUAUUUACAACCUUUUUAUGUUAAAUAGGCAAUGAUUGUAUUUUUAUUAAAUAGGUACAUUAAAUUUCUUUCUUAAUUAAUCAUUGUACUAUCAGCAAGUGACAAAGGAUUCUUGUAGCCAAUAGUAGAUAGAAGUUCCGCGCGUAAGCAUCCACUUCUGACGCGUCGUUUUUAAGAGUGGUACCAGCAAAAUGCAACAUAUGAGGCCUAUACGGAUCUAUAACGGUGAAAAACCAGUUAUUUGUGGGUAGUCUUCGAUUAUUUCAGUAAAUGUGUAUCAUUUCCAUGAAAAGAUAGUUUGAUUCGCAAGUAAAAAACACGCUUUCUGCUAAUACCGGAAUCACCUAAGACUUCUCGUCAUAUGCAACUUUUUUACAUUUACGUUUUGCUUUAGAUUUUGAUAUGUGUUUAUUGAAAUUAUGACGGAUUUAUGUAUUUUUUGCAUUUGUUUGCCAGGUUUUUUCUUUGCUAUUUUUGUAUAUAGGUUUUGUAAGAGAUGUUUGAGGGCAACCGUGCUUUUGUAUGAUUUUAUGUAAAAGUGACAACACUGUUUUCUAUAUGUUACGAAGUUAGGCAUGUAGAUAAGUUCAGUCUGUUCAGUCAUAUGAAAAAUGAGAUGGCGUCAUAUUGUACCCAUAUAUAUA
Messenger RNA from Photinus pyralis (common eastern firefly), 3789 nucleotides. Its product is annotated as zinc finger protein 729-like. Gene Ontology annotation, biological process: regulation of transcription by RNA polymerase II. Lineage: Eukaryota; Metazoa; Arthropoda; Insecta; Coleoptera; Lampyridae. The transcript has 2 exons. Gene Ontology annotation, cellular component: nucleus. The record is from RefSeq and is a predicted model, not a curated record. Gene Ontology annotation, molecular function: RNA polymerase II transcription regulatory region sequence-specific DNA binding; DNA-binding transcription factor activity, RNA polymerase II-specific. Bases 188 to 2077 code for a protein of 629 amino acids.